UUUCCGAUCAAAUUACCGACACAUACAAGGAUCAAAACCUAUAGAACCAUGGGUUUGUAUUUAUUUAAACAGGGAUGAAGCAUAAACCCCGAAGAUAUUUUUAUUAUAAACUAUGAACCACCACAAAGAACGGUACGACACGAAGAUGAACCUGUAAUGGCUGUGGUGAAUUUUGCGACAAGAUGAAAACUAAGUAUGCUUGCAAAGCUGGAUAAGAAAUCCGUCGAAAGUCCAACCAUUUUGCCAUCGUUUGAGAAGCAUAAGCCGUUAACAACUAUAGACUUCGAGCAACAGAUUGAUUAUAUCAGUGGUUGGAUUAGCGAAUGGAGCAAUACAGAGAGGUUCGUGUUUAUUGACAAGUUGCUGUCAAAAUGCGAGAGAGAACAAAUUCAACUUUUGUGGACAGUUUUACAGCCAGCUUUGCACCGAGAUUUCGUAUUUAGUUCAUUAACGGCAGCUGAGGUGAACAGUGAGUUUCAUCCAAUAUCGACCCCAGUCUCCCGAGAAAUCCACAAACAUGCAAAAUCUCUGAGAUCAAAGGGCAAAAAGGUUCCGUUUCUGAAAAGUGCUGUUUUGAGAAAUGAGGAAGAUGUGAAGCACUGGACAUCAUGCUCUGUGCUGCCGAUAAUGAAGUCGUUUUCGCCGAUAUCUUCGACAAGACUAAGCUAUAGAGGAUCGCCCGAAGCCAGUGAGAUAACCACUGGGGCGUGGAAAUCACAAAGUAGCUAUUUUGGUGUUCGCUUUCCCGGCAUCAGGAAGCAUCAUGGGGGCACUGCCUUGAGUGUUCAUUCUGCACCGCCAAGUCUAGGUGGUCAGCAGAUAAAUCAUCAAAUAAGACGGCACAUGCAGAGGAAGGAUGCCGAAUGGAAUGACGAGAAAGGAGUAAAAAUCCAGCAUAAUCAAAGGGUUGUUGCGCACAACUUUACGAAAUCAGAAACUGAGAAUGGUUCUCUCCGUACGGAACUUGACCUCGUUUUAUAUCGAUUUGCUCAGGAGUGGAGUGUGUGGAAAAGAAAUGAAUUUCUUCAAAUUUUUCUCAAAAAUUUGGAUCGAAGUGAACUGUUUUAUAUCUCGGGAUUGAUUUCAGUAAGACGAUACAGGGAUUUCAUUUCAUUGUUACCCAGGCAGUUAUCGCGUCUCAUUUUAUCAUAUUUGACAGUCAAAGAGCUAACUUUAGUUUGCGAGGUGUCUCGAACAUGGAACAUAGUUGCAAAUGAUGAAACUUUAUGGAAAGAAAAAUGUGGAGAAAUUUACAUUGGCGUACCACUGACCAAGGCCAAGCACUGGAAGGCAGUUUAUAAAGAGAGUUUGGAUUUACAACAAAACUGGACGGAAGGCCGUUGCACCUUAAUGGAACUUGCUGGACAUACAAAACGAGUGCUUUCUGUGAGUAUAUUUGAAAAUCUGAUUGCGAGUGGAAGUUACGACAAAACGAUUAAAGUCUCGGAUGCAAAAUCAGGAAACGUAAUUCAAACACUAACCGGGCACUCUAAAGGAGUAUGGUGUUUAUGUUUCCUGUCAAAAAUUUUGCUGAUCAGUGGCUCGCACGACAGCUCAAUCAGAGUUUGGAAUCUAAAAACUGGCACUUCGAUAAGAGUUUUGUUGAGUCAUACCGGUCCAGUAUGGGCCAUGCAAAGAAAAGGUGAAAUUCUUGUAUCGGGAUCAGGAGAUAAAACGGCAAAAGUGUGGAACACACGGCAAUGUCGUCUCCUGCAAACUCUGACUGGUCACAAUGCCUCGGUGUUUUGUGUUGAUAUUGAUGAAAAAAAUAACCGUGCUUUCACUGGUUCUGCUGAUCAUACCGUGAGAAUAUGGGAUAUAGAAACUGGGAAAUGUUUGAAACACUUCAGUAUUGGAAUACCAGGAAAAGAAACAGCAGUGACUAGUUUGAGUUAUGAUCAUGGCUAUUUAGCAACCUCAACUGGGAAUCGUGUGUUACUGUGGAGUAUUGAAAACAAGAAAUGUGUAAAGGAAUUUCUGGGUCAUGAGGACAGAGUGGAAUGUACAAAGUUAAAGAUUCAAAUGGUCCGUGGUAAGCUUGAGAGAGGAAUAAUCUAUAGCACAGGGAAAGACGGUCUAACAAAAUACUGGGAUUUUCACAAUGGUACAUGCCUAAAAACGCUGGGCGAUCGUCAGGCGAGCGUGAACUCUCUGUUCGUAGAUGACUCAAAGAUAAUCUGUGCGUGUGAAGACAACAAGGUCCGGAUAUGGAAUUUCCUACCAAGCGAGAAACGUCGACAAAAGAAAGCCAAAGCUAAACGAUCCUGAUAUAAUAUUGUACACAGUCAGAGACAUAUGAUAUAUAUAUUAAAGACGAAAGUCUCUAAAGUGCGCUUAUCAUAGCCAAAUUAAAUAUCUAAACUUAAAAACGAUAUGCAUGUUGUUGAAGCCUGGUUUUCAUAUGUCGUAACUCGGGAAUGUUUUUGGUGCUCAUUGAUAUUACCUAGAAUACUUUGUUUAUCUAGCUACUUCAAAAUUAUCUACUUCAUACAUGAUCAUUGACAAUGGAUCGUAGAACAUCGCAAAUGUGAAAACCAGGCCUUCAUGCAUUCAAAUGUGAAUAUCCAUGUUUACCAUAUCAUUGAUAGCCGAUAAAAAGUAGGCCUAGCUUAAGUUACCCACUUUUUUAUAAAGAUUAUAUUCACCGGCUAUUGGCUUUGUCUUUGGCCAUGCAUGGUGUUGCCUACCAUCUAAUCGGCAAGUGAGUGGUGAAAAGUGGUAAAUUUUUAUGGUUAGAAGAGAUUUUUUUAAAGCAGCUUCGCAACAUUAUUAUACUGCGUGGAGAUAAAAAACAGACAAAACAACCUGUGAAUUUCUCGUUCAUUAUAUAUACUCACGCGCAAAUUAUUU
Molecule: messenger RNA, 2850 nt
Organism: Dendronephthya gigantea
Lineage: Eukaryota; Metazoa; Cnidaria; Anthozoa; Malacalcyonacea; Nephtheidae
Product: F-box/WD repeat-containing protein 7-like
Exons: 20
Coding region: 196-2268 (690 amino acids)
Molecular function (GO): protein binding
Source: RefSeq, a predicted model, not a curated record